AUGCCUCCCGCAGGCCUCGAGGGUUCCUGCGCCCUCCGAGGGAUCUAUGUGCUGCUCCUGUUGCCUCUGCUGCUGCCCCCUGCACCCAUAACCUGCACCCCGACGGGCAAGUCAGGCGUCCUGACUACACCUCUGGGCUCCGGCAGUGCUCCUGGCCUUCAAGAACGAGCCCGCGCCCUGAUGCAGGCCUUCCGGCUCGUGGAUGGCCACAACGACCUGCCUUUGAUCCUGAGGAAAUUUUACCAGAACAGGCUACAGGAUGUUAACCUGCGCGAUUUCAGCCGUGGCCAGACCAGUCUGAACAGACUUAGAGACGGCCUUGUGGGUGCCCAGUUCUGGUCAGCCUACGUCCCGUGCCAGACCCAAGGACGGGAUGCUGUUCGCCUCACCCUGGAGCAGAUUGACCUCAUCCACCGCAUGUGUACCUCCUAUUCUGAGCUGGAGCUCGUGACCUCUUUUAAAGCUCUGAACACCACCCACAAACUGGCCUGCCUCAUUGGUGUGGAGGGCGGCCACUCACUCGACAGUAGCCUUUCCGUCUUGCGGACCUUUUAUGUGUUGGGAGUGCGCUACCUGACACUCACCCACACCUGCAACACCCCCUGGGCAGAGAGCUCGACUAAGGGCCUCCACCGCUUCUACAACAAUGUCAGUGGAUUGACCAGCUUUGGUGAGAAGGUGGUGGCAGAAAUGAAUCGCCUGGGCAUGAUGGUGGACUUGUCCCACGUCUCUGACAGUGUGGCACGGCGGGUCCUGGAAGUGUCUUCGGCACCUGUGAUCUUCUCCCACUCAGCUGCCCGGGGUGUGUGCGAAAGCCCUCGAAACAUUCCUGAUGACAUUCUGCAACUGCUAAAGAAGAAUGGUGGCAUCGUGAUGGUGUCCUUGUCCAUGGGAGUGAUUCAGUGCAACCAGUUAGCCAAUGUGUCCACUGUGGCAGAUCACUUUGACCACAUCAGGACAGUCAUUGGAUCCAAGUUCAUUGGGAUUGGUAGUGAUUAUGAUGGGGCUGGCAAGUUCCCUCAGGGGCUGGAGGAUGUGUCCAAAUACCCUGUGCUGAUAGAAGAGCUGCUGAGACGUGGUUGGAGUGAGGAGGAACUUUGGCAUGUCCUUAGAGGAAACCUGCUGAGGGUCUUUAGACAGGUGGAACAGGUACGGGAGAAAAGCAUGGGGCAAACUCCAUUGGAGGAUGAGAUCCCAGAUGAGCAACUGGCCAGUUCUUGCCGCUCUGUCCUCUCACGUCUGUACCAGACACAGUACCUGGAUCCAGACCAGAAAACCACUUUGUCAUCCAAGUGGUCACUCCCAAGUUUCUCUCCCCACAUGGGCCCACACCUCACAGGGCUUGCUGCCUUCCCUGUCUUCAUCCAGUGGCUCUGCCAGAUGUCACAAUGGUAG
Messenger RNA from Chrysochloris asiatica (Cape golden mole), 1395 nucleotides. It is a transcript of the gene DPEP2, whose product is annotated as dipeptidase 2. The transcript has 10 exons. The coding region runs from base 1 to 1395 and encodes 464 amino acids. NCBI's taxonomy places the organism in Eukaryota, Metazoa, Chordata, Mammalia, Afrosoricida, Chrysochloridae. Gene Ontology annotation, biological process: proteolysis. The record is from RefSeq and is a predicted model, not a curated record. Gene Ontology annotation, molecular function: metallodipeptidase activity.